GCCGGGGGCCGCUCUGGCCGCCGCGAGGAGCCGUCGAGAGGCGCUUCCGGUGGCGCGCUCACCCUCCGCUUCCUUGGCCCCGCGGAGCCCGGCGGCGCGAUGAGGAUCGAGAAGUGCUACUUUUGCUCGGGGCCCAUCUACCCGGGCCACGGCAUGAUGUUCGUCCGCAACGACUGCAAGGUCUUCCGAUUCUGCAAGUCCAAAUGCCACAAGAACUUCAAGAAGAAGCGCAACCCCCGGAAGGUCCGGUGGACCAAAGCGUUCCGGAAGGCGGCUGGGAAGGAGCUCACCGUGGACAACUCAUUCGAAUUUGAAAAACGGAGAAACGAACCGGUCAAGUACGAGAGAGAGCUCUGGAACAAGACCGUCGAUGCAAUGAAGAGAGUGGAAGAGAUCAAACAGAAGCGUCAAGCUAAAUUCAUCAUGAACCGGUUGAAGAAGAGCAAAGAAUUGCAGAAGGUUCAAGACAUCAAAGAAGUCAAGCAAAGCAUCCACCUCAUUCGGGCUCCUCUGGCAGGAAAACGGCUGGAAGAAAAAAUGGUACAGAAACUGCAAGAGGACGUGGAUAUGGAAGAAGUUCCCUAGGAAUCGCAAAGUGGACUCUAUCGACCCUCCGCUCUGCCGUCCUCCCCCUCGGCGGACUGCGUCGGUUUGAAAACCUCUUAGAGACUGGGGACGUUGAUGUUUUUUCUCUCUCUCAGUCAAAUGGAAAAACGCUUCCCUUCCGUCCUUCCACCCUGUGUGCCGACCUUCAGGUAGAUUGUUCCAGCUGGCUAGUUGUUAGGUGAGGAGGGUAAGCCCUCCGCUGAACAGCCCCUCUUCCGGAAACGCGAUCGUAAUUACAGAAGUGUGGUAAUGGUCACAGACUGGGCCUCGCCUCGUGGGUAAUGGCUCCUGGCCGUAUUUAUGUAAAACUGCAAUUCCCCCAAACCUUAGGUCCAAUAAAACCUUCUGCUGGCGAUAA
Messenger RNA from Ornithorhynchus anatinus (platypus), 964 nucleotides. RefSeq names its product ribosomal L24 domain containing 1 (gene RSL24D1). Gene Ontology annotation, molecular function: structural constituent of ribosome. Gene Ontology annotation, cellular component: nucleolus; ribosome. The record is from RefSeq and is a predicted model, not a curated record. Lineage: Eukaryota; Metazoa; Chordata; Mammalia; Monotremata; Ornithorhynchidae. Gene Ontology annotation, biological process: translation; ribosomal large subunit biogenesis. The transcript is spliced from 6 exons. The coding region runs from base 100 to 585 and encodes 161 amino acids.